This is a messenger RNA of Paramecium pentaurelia, 390 nucleotides long. Lineage: Eukaryota; Ciliophora; Oligohymenophorea; Peniculida; Parameciidae. The record is from the annotation of a GenBank genome assembly.
UCAUGACAAUCUUUAGGAUUACUGAUGCAGAUUAGAAAAUACUCAAAAUGUAAACCGAAUUAGGUUUAAGGUCAGGAGUUUAAAAUGUAUUUUAGACAAAUUAUUUAUUGAUAGUUUAAUAUGAUAAUCCACAUCUAAGAAUAUAUAAUUUACCUUUAUUCUUAAUUUUUUUAAAUUCUUUUCUAUCCUGGUGGAGAGUUAGGGUUAAAUUUUUAUUGAAGGGAUCUAAUUUCCUUUUAACAAUACUUGCAUCUGGUUCCUAUAGUUGGAGGCAUCAUCUUUAAACAACUGUUUUCACUUUUUUUUGCGCAGAAGAUUUAUUUUGUUGAAGAAAUUCUACUUUUAAUGCUCUUCAAGAAUUGAAUGUCUACUCCUGCAUUUAUAUUGACU